UGAUAUACAUCAUAUGAAAGCGCAAAUUGAAUACUUUCUCAAAUUUGGACGAGACAAUGACGCUCGUCUAAAGGUAGUGAAUUUUAUUGAUCAGAAAAAUUUGAUUCGCGUCUUGGAGAAUGUCAUAACAUUUUGUGAACUAAUUGAUCGUCGUCUUCCUUCAAUUGAUUCUAAACCAAUUUGUCCUUGUCAUCCUUCAACUGAUCAAUCACAAAGGGAAGUUCCUCCAUACAUGAUAGAAGCUAUAGCUACUUCAUGUUAUAUUGGAUCAAAGUACGGUGAACUUCCGAUUUUGGCGAAGGUCCGGUCACACUUUUCUCGCAAAUAUGGGGAAAAAUAUAUAGUUAAUCUCACCAAGUGUGCCAAUGCGAAGAUAAAGAAGAGGUUGUUAAUUCCGAGUCCAACUGAAGAUAAGCAAAACAAAGUUGUAACUAAAAUUGCUAAAAGAAGAAACAUCAAUUGGUAUCCGAAGAACAAAUGUAGCCCGAAAUUUGCUGAUGACGACACAUCGACUGCUACUUCUCGAAAAUCAAUGUCACAUGACACCAAAUGCAAGGAGAUUGUGCCGAUUGGAAUAAUGUAUGAUUGAUGCAGUUAUGGUGUUUUGUUUCACAUGACAUUGCUUUCAUAUUUUUGAGUCCUUAAUACGUUUAGAAGAUUCGAUUAUCAUAAUUAGCUGUUGGAAUUCAUACACUCUCAUACCAUUGGAACUUGAAAACCUACA
Molecule: messenger RNA, 724 nt
Organism: Trifolium pratense (red clover)
Lineage: Eukaryota; Viridiplantae; Streptophyta; Magnoliopsida; Fabales; Fabaceae
Exons: 5
Coding region: 14-589 (191 amino acids)
Biological process (GO): protein transport
Source: RefSeq, a predicted model, not a curated record